Molecule: messenger RNA, 2712 nt
Organism: Anoplopoma fimbria (sablefish)
Lineage: Eukaryota; Metazoa; Chordata; Actinopteri; Perciformes; Anoplopomatidae
Gene: cdc14b
Product: cell division cycle 14B
Exons: 16
Coding region: 239-1882 (547 amino acids)
Biological process (GO): regulation of exit from mitosis; cilium assembly; positive regulation of cytokinesis
Cellular component (GO): centrosome; spindle pole; mitotic spindle
Molecular function (GO): protein serine/threonine phosphatase activity; protein tyrosine/serine/threonine phosphatase activity
Source: RefSeq, a predicted model, not a curated record
CCCUGCUCACAGACGUCACCACCACCACCACCACCACCACCGGAGAGGCUGGAGCAGACAGCGAGACCUCGGUUGACACUCACACAACACUGCCUCUCAGACACGCAGCUCCAGAUCAUCAGACCAUGCCACAGUAACACAGCAGCAACACGGGGAUACGCCGCCGCACUGCGAAGCGACAGGGAGGGUGUCUGCUGCAGCUGCUCGGGAAUGUCCACCGCGCAGACCUGAAGACAACAUGAAACGCAAGAGCGAGAGGAGACGAGCAGAGUCGAGGAAAAAGCGCUGCGCAGCUCUCAGCAGCUCAGAGGCGGAGCCAAACUCGAAUAUUUACACUGAGAUAACAGAUCAACUGUAUUUCGCCAUACUGAAGCAAAAGAUCAAGACCACGGCCGAGCGACACUGUUUCUGCAUCGAUGACGAGCUGGCAUACGAGAACUUCUAUGCGGACUUUGGUCCCCUUAACCUGGCCAUGUUUUAUCGCUUCUGCUGCAAGCUGACAAAGAAGCUCAAGUCCAUUAUGCUCUCAAGGAAGAAGAUCAUAUUUUACACCUGUGGAGACCAGAAGAAACAAGCCAAUGCUGCCUACCUGAUCGGCUCAUAUGCAGUAAUGCAUCUAAACAUGAUGCCAGAAGAGGCCCACAGUCUGCUGGUGUCGAGGAAUUCAACAUAUAUUCCAUUCAGAGAUGCUUCUUUCGGAACCUGCAUGUACAAUCUGAACAUCCUAGAUUGCCUGCGUGGUGUUCAUAAGGCUCUGCAGUACGGCUGGCUCGACUUCUCCAACUUCGACGUGGAAGAGUAUGAGCACUACGAGAGAGCAGAAAACGGAGACUUGAACUGGAUCAUUCCAGGAAAGUUCCUUGCAUUCAGCGGGCCUCAUCCAAAGAGCAAAAUAGAGAAUGGGUACCCUUUGCACGCUCCUGAGGCCUACAUCCCGUACUUCAGGAAUCACAACAUCACCACCGUCAUCAGACUCAACAAGAAGAUGUACGACGCCAAGCGUUUCACCGAAUCCGGCUUUGAGCACCACGAUCUGUUCUUUGUGGACGGGAGUACGCCCAACGACUCCAUCGUCAGGAAGUUCCUCAACAUCUGCGAGAACGCAGAAGGGGCCAUUGCCGUCCACUGCAAAGCUGGUCUGGGGAGGACUGGCACUCUGAUUGGCUGUUAUAUGAUGAAACAUUACUGCCUGAGUGCUGCAGAGGCCAUUGCUUGGAUCCGGAUCUGCAGACCAGGGUCCAUCAUCGGGCCUCAGCAGAACUUUGUUGAAGAUAAGCAGAACAGCCUGUGGGCAGAGGGAGAUGUGUUCCGGGAGAAGAUGCUCAAUGAACCGGAGAACGACAAGGUGGCUGUCACCAGGAUCCUGUCCGGUGUGGACGACAUAACCAUCAACGGGAGCAACAAGAACCGGGCGACCAAGAAAGAAGAAAUGGACCGGUACAACGAUGAUGAGGAGAAAAAUGGCCUCACGCAGGGUGAUAAACUGCGAGCCCUGAAGAGCAAGAGGCAGGCCAGAUCGUCCACAGGUUCACUUUCACAAGAAGAGAAUAAGAUUCACACCAGGUCAUCAUCUCAGUCUCUAAGCAGGGUCAUACUGCAGGCCAGCGUCAACCCCAUGGCUCUGUCUGACCAAUCAGACAGCAGGAAGAGGACCAGAACCUCGCUGCCAGCCAACGGAGUGGAAGGAAGCUCCCUGUGCCACACCAGACUGGUCAGGUCCCUAGGCAACUUGAAUGUAGUGGCUGGCGACAGGGAGCCAAUGUGUUGGGAGCCACGUGGCAGCCAUAGAGACACAGCCAGCGACACAGCCAACACAGGCACUCUCAUCAACUUAAACAUGGCACAGGUCCACCUGCAGACGCACUGUCUCCAGAGGACGUAAAGCUCGCAGCUCUUUGCAAUCAAAUCGAUUUUCUAAGCUAUGUCACUCCAUACCCAAAGCUAGAGCUCCUCUACUUCGGUGAGCCUGCGGAUCUGGAAAUCCCAAGGAACACAAAUGGACAUGGAAUCCUAAUUCUAUACAGCUGUACUACUUUCACUUUUUUUUAGUUUGAGAAAAAGGUUGGCACAAACUUUAACCAACUUAAUGUGAUGCGUAAAUCAUUUAUAGAUUGUUUGAUUACAAGUUAUUUUACCCGUAAGGCACUUUUGUUUUUUUAUACUUUUAACAAAAGCAUCAUGAAACAUACCGAUCAUUUUAAUCAUUGCCUGAUUGUUCCUAAUUAUAGAAGCAUGCAGUAGCAAACAUCAGACCGGCAUGUGAAUCCGAGAUAUCCUCAAAAGUGAGCACUGUGAAGCAUAAAUGGUUUAUAAAACGGGGGAAUUCACAUUCAGUUAAAACCCGAGUGUAGAUGGAUCCGACCAGGAGCUGGGCAUAAAACUGGCCCUCCGUGGCACGAGGCGGUUUGCCUUGGAUGUAGUUGAAACAUCAGCUCCAUCAUAAUACAGUACUGUGCUUAUAUUUACCACCGUUGUCAUUAUCUGGCUUGCCAUUCACUUGUGAAGCUUUUCAGCUACUGUAUUCCAAGACUGUAAAUAUGUCAACAUUUGAUAUACUCAGUUUGUAUUUUUUAAAUAUUUUGUACUUUGUUUGAAUCAUGCUAUGAAAUAACACAAUGGUCCUAAUGGGGCCUGGUCUAACUCAUGUUCAUAAUCCACUAAAGACAUUUGCUUGAAGCACAUAGAAUCAGACCUUUUAAAUAAAAAUUAUAC